Molecule: messenger RNA, 1113 nt
Organism: Podospora anserina S mat+
Lineage: Eukaryota; Fungi; Ascomycota; Sordariomycetes; Sordariales; Podosporaceae
Exons: 2
Coding region: 1-1113 (370 amino acids)
Source: RefSeq, a predicted model, not a curated record
AUGAUUAUGGCCACGCUGCCCCGGCAGCUUCUCUUCCUGCUUCUUCUCGUCAUCUCGGUCAAAAUUUCAAUCUCGGCGGACUGCUACUACAUGAACCGGGAGAAAACGACUGAACUUACGCGAUGCAGCAACGAUGCAAAUCCCAAGAUCGAGAGCACCCUGUGCUGUAUGCCAGGGGACAGGUGCAUGGUCAACUCGCUCUGCCUACGUGAGAAAAAGGACGGUGAUAAGCACUACUACCGCGGCGGCUGCACCAUCAAAGACUGGAAGGGAAAGAGUCUCUAUGACUGCCCACCCAUACUUUGCAAACCCGCUAGGGUAGCUGGAAUGUACCCCUGCAAUACUUCGAAUCCGGACACAGGCUUUGUCUGUCAAGAGGCUUUUCCCGACGGUCCUCCUGACCAUUGCGACAGCUCCGUAACCUUUGAUGGUGGCUUAGAGAACUUCCUCGGCACCGCCAGCCCACUGCCAUCCCCGAGCACGUCAGUCAAAGAUUCGACGUCCGCUUCGAAGUCCUCUGAGACUGAGGGCAAAGGUGAUCCGGUAAAGACAUCCCAGGACACGGCCGACACGUCCCUGGCUCAUACAGCUACCCGACCGGCGCCGGACACCUCUGAUGUCCCUGUCACCACAACCGUGGCUGAGCCGACCGGCACGUCUAAUAUCUCGGUUUCGACAGCUUCAGGAGAGUCGACGGCUUCAGUAGAGUCAACUGCUGCACCACCCCCACCCUCAUCGGAAGAGCCCCAGCAGGACAACAGCGCCGUACCCGUCGGCGUUGGCAUAGGAGUCGGUCUCGCAGUUACCAUCGCGGGAGGGUUUCUCGUCUUCUUUUACAUCCGCAAGCGACAGCGGGAAGCGCCCAUCCGGGCCGAAACCCCUCCUCCGCUGGACCCCAGCAUCCAAAAGCCAGACAACAACUACUACCCGUUUGCUCCUUACCCUUCAGCAACUCAGCAGGGUUCCCUGUCAAGCCGAAAUGACGACUACUUCCGCCAGCCAAAAAUACCAAAUGUGAUGGAAACUGCGGCUGCCUCUCAGCAGGACAAUGUAUACCCGGGUCAGCCUCGAUACCAGCCACCCAAACGGACGUUCAGCCACGAGCUGCCGUGA